This is a messenger RNA of Sardina pilchardus (European sardine), 736 nucleotides long. It is a transcript of the gene med11, whose product is annotated as mediator complex subunit 11. The coding region runs from base 317 to 661 and encodes 114 amino acids. Lineage: Eukaryota; Metazoa; Chordata; Actinopteri; Clupeiformes; Clupeidae. Gene Ontology annotation, biological process: regulation of transcription by RNA polymerase II. The record is from RefSeq and is a predicted model, not a curated record. Gene Ontology annotation, cellular component: mediator complex. The transcript is spliced from 3 exons. Gene Ontology annotation, molecular function: transcription coregulator activity.
UACAGGCUACCAUACAACGGAAGUACCUGUGACGUGAACGCUCGGAGUACUUUGUUUGUAAAAGGUAACAUCAAAGAUUGUCUAGGUAGCUUUAUUAACCGUCUCUGGUAACAUGUCCUCAAAACAAAAUUGAUGUUAAGAAAGCGAAUCUUACCUUCAACAACUUUGCUUUGUUUUCCAGUCACGUCGGUUUUGGAACUAGGUUGUUCAGAGGCAAAUAGUUAAACUCGCGAGCGAACGUUGACAGUAACUGUUUAGCAGCUAGUUAAUUUCUUAUGUUUGUGUUGGAUCGACUGACACUCAACUACAUAUUCUAAUGGCCAACGAGCGUCUUCGUGCUUUGGAGGAUGUCGAGAAAGAGAUUGCAAUCAUUCUUCAUUGUGCCGGAACUAUUGUUGUGGAAUUGUCAAAGGACAAGCACAAUGCCAGCCUCAUCGAUCGGCAGCUCAGUCAAUUCAUAGCCUCAGUCAACAGAGUGGAGAACGAGCUGAGCUCUCAAAUUCGCUACCUCACACAGGUCGCUACUGGUCAACCACACGAGGGCUCAACGUACUCUGCCCGCAAGGACUGCCAGAUGGCGCUCAAUAGAGCAGAGUACACGCGGAUGAAGCUUGGGGAACUGGCCCGUACAUGUGAGAUCAUGUUGGACCCACAGACCUGAUCUUUCCUCUUUGAUUGUUAGUAGUUAUUGUCUUUGUGUUGUCAAGUAGGAGUAAAGGUAUGAUUUUGUUAUAAA